ACAUUAGUAUUAGCAAACCUAAGACUCAGUCUUCACUUUGUACUCCAUAAAACUAUUAUCUCACGCUCAACUACUUCAAAACAUAUCUCAGUUAUUGGUUGGCUGCAAAAUCUUCAGCAAAAUAACCAUGGAUGUCCUCAAGAACACGCCAUGGUUAAACCACUGUGUUGUUUUCAUGUGCUUAUUAUUCUCUUUAAACCUCCAUGUUUGCUAUGCAGCUGAUAGAAUCACAGCAAGCCAGUCUCUUUCCGGCGAUCAAACAAUAGUUUCUAGAGGUGGGAUCUUCAAACUGGGGUUCUUUAAGCCAGGUAACUCCUCCAAAUUCUAUAUAGGUAUGUGGUACAACAGGGUCUCUCAACAGACUCUAGUUUGGGUUGCAAAUAGAGAGACACCAGUUUCUGACAGAUUUUCUUCCGAGUUAAGAGUGUCUGAUGGUAAUUUGGUUCUUUUUAAUGAGUCUAAACUAGCAAUUUGGUCCACAAAUGUUAGCUCUAAUGGCCAAGUAGAAGCAGUGCUUCUUGAUGAUGGAAAUCUUGUGUUGAAUAGUAGUGGGAAUUCCUCAGAGCCAUUAUGGCAGAGUUUUGAUCACCCGGGUGAUACAUGGCUACCCGGAGCCAAAGUUGGAUUGGACAAAGUUACAGGAAAGAAUACUCGUCUCGUUUCUUGGAAGAAUAAACAAGAUCCUGCACCAGGUUUAUUUUCUCUCGAGAUAGACCCGAACGGAACCAGUCAAUACUAUAUCCUGUGGAAUGAUUCUAAAAUAUAUUGGUCUAGUGGAACUUGGAAUGGCCAGAUCUUUAGCUUGGUGCCUGAGAUGAGAUUGAAUUAUAUCUACAACUUUAGUUACAUUAAUAACAGUAAUGAAAACUACUUCACUUAUUCUCUGUAUAACUCCUCUAUUAUCUCUCGAUUCGUGAUCGAUGUUGGAGGGCAGAUUCAGCAGCAGUCGUGGUUGGAGCCGUCGAAACAAUGGAGUUUGUUUUGGUCACAGCCCAGAGUACAGUGUGAAGUAUAUGCUUUUUGUGGAGCUUUUGCAAGCUGCAACGUCAAAUCUCAGCCUUUCUGUCAUUGUUUGACAGGUUUCGUUCCGGAAAUGAUAGAUGAGUGGAACUCAGAGGUUUAUUCUGGGGGCUGUGUGAGGAGGAGGAGUAGUAAUCUGCAGUGUGGGAAUUCUAGUCUUGUUAAUGGGAGAAAAGAUGGGUUUUUAGCUAAUCCCAAUAUGGGUUUGCCUGCAGAUUCAGUCACAGUGCCUGUAGUUGGGAGUGCAGCAGAAUGCGAAUCGAGCUGCUCCACCAACUGCUCAUGUACUGCUUAUGCUUAUGAUAACAAUCUGCAGUGUAAAAUCUGGACAGGGGAGCUCAUGGACUUAAAGCAGCUCGCGGAUGGCGACUCUAACGGCGAAACGCUCUAUCUUAGACUUGCGGCUACUGAGUUUUCGAGUUCUAAAAAUAACAAUGGAGUUGUUAUUGGGGCGGUAGUAGGUACAGUGGUGGUUGUACUUGUGCUUGGCCUUGUUCUGUUUAUAGUCUUGAGAAGAAAGAGGAAAAUGAAAAGGGGUGAAGCUGUGGAGGGUUCCCUAAUUGCUUUUGGGUACAAAGAAUUACAGCACGCGACGAAGAAUUUCUCGGAUAAACUGGGAGGAGGAGGGUUUGGGUCUGUUUUCAAGGGAACAUUGCCAGAUUCAAGUGUGGUUGCUGUGAAGAAGCUGGAAAGCAUCAGCCAAGGAGAGAAGCAGUUCCGCACAGAAGUGAGCACAAUUGGAACGGUUCAGCAUGUGAAUCUUGUUCGCCUUCGAGGGUUCUGCUCCGAGGGUGCUAAGAAGCUACUGGUUUACGAUUACAUGCCAAAUGGUUCUCUUGACCAUCAUCUUUUCCACAAAAAAGAAAGAAAGGCUUUCGACUGGAAGACGAGGUACAAUGUCGCUUUGGGGACAGCAAGAGGGCUGGCGUAUCUCCACGAGAAAUGCAGGGACUGCAUUAUACACUGCGACAUUAAGCCCGAGAACAUCCUUUUGGAUGCCGAAUUUUGCCCAAAAGUUGCAGAUUUCGGGCUGGCAAAGCUGGUGGGGCGGGAUUUCAGCAGAGUGCUAACGACAAUGAGAGGAACAAGAGGGUAUCUGGCGCCAGAGUGGAUAUCAGGAGUGGCUAUAACUGCAAAGGCAGAUGUGUACAGCUACGGAAUGAUGCUGUUUGAACUGGUAUCGGGAAGCAGAAACUCGGAGCAAUCAGAAGAAAGGGUGGGAUUCUUCCCGAGUUGGGUUGCGAGGCAGGUAACGGAAGGGAAGGGCGACAUCCUUGAAAUAUUGGAUCCCUUCCUCGAGGAAAAUGGCGAUGCCGAAGAGGUAACAAGAGUAUGCAAAGUAGGUUGCUGGUGUAUCCAAGAUGAUGAAAGCCAGAGGCCAUCAAUGGGACAAGUUGUGCAGAUUCUUGAGGGAGUUUUGAAUGUAAACUUACCUCCUAUUCCGAGAUCACUCGAGGUGUUUGCUCAAAACCAAGAUCACAUCAUAUUCUUCACAGAAUCUUCUUCUAAUUCUUCCUCAAACAUCAAAACCAACACAUCAUCAUAAUCUUAAAAAUACAGCAACUGGCCUGCUUCCUACAUUAUCACCUUAAAUGAUAGUAGUUGUUUCUUUUUAGUUCGCAUGUAUUUAUAUAUGUAUGUAUGGUUUGCUUAUUCUAUUCAAUCAAGAUCCCAGUUUUGCAA
Mercurialis annua (annual mercury) is the source of this 2703-nucleotide messenger RNA. RefSeq names its product G-type lectin S-receptor-like serine/threonine-protein kinase At2g19130. The transcript has a single exon. Gene Ontology annotation, molecular function: protein serine/threonine kinase activity; ATP binding. Lineage: Eukaryota; Viridiplantae; Streptophyta; Magnoliopsida; Malpighiales; Euphorbiaceae. The coding region runs from base 128 to 2566 and encodes 812 amino acids. The record is from RefSeq and is a predicted model, not a curated record. Gene Ontology annotation, biological process: recognition of pollen; protein phosphorylation.